Molecule: messenger RNA, 1866 nt
Organism: Syzygium oleosum
Lineage: Eukaryota; Viridiplantae; Streptophyta; Magnoliopsida; Myrtales; Myrtaceae
Product: heat shock factor protein HSF30-like
Exons: 2
Coding region: 225-1334 (369 amino acids)
Biological process (GO): regulation of transcription by RNA polymerase II
Cellular component (GO): nucleus
Molecular function (GO): RNA polymerase II cis-regulatory region sequence-specific DNA binding; DNA-binding transcription factor activity
Source: RefSeq, a predicted model, not a curated record
UCUCUCUAGAUUUUUCCUCUCCGAACCUUAUAUACACCCUCGCUCUCUCUCUCUCUCUCUCCUCCCCCCAUGACCAUCUCCAUCUCCGCCCGCCCGCCCUGCUGCUGCUCACCAAGAUUGCCCAUUCGCCACUGCACCCGCCGACAGUGGAACCAAGAUCAAGAACCGCAUAGCCCCCCCCUGCAGCGAGAGACGAAAGGGAAAGCCGAAGGAAACGCCGCCCGAUGGAGAGCGUGAUUGUGAUCAAAGAGGAGGAUCAAGAUCAAGAACGUGAGGAUGUGAUCGUGUGCUCAACUGGGUCGCCGUCGCCGUCGCCGUCGAACGCGGGCGCUCCGAGACCGAUGGAGGGGCUCCACGAGGUGGGGCCGCCGCCGUUCCUGGUGAAGACGUUCGAGAUGGUGGAGGACCCGGCGACGGACGCCGUGGUGUCGUGGAGCGGGGCGAAGAACAGCUUCAUCGUGUGGGACUCCCACCGGUUCGCCUCCACCCUGCUGCCCAAGCACUUCAAGCACAGUAACUUCUCCAGCUUCAUCCGGCAGCUCAACACUUACGGAUUUAGGAAGGUGGAUCCAGACAGAUGGGAAUUCGCGAAUGAAGGUUUCUUGGGAGGCCAGAAGCAUCUGCUCAAGACCAUCAAGAGGAGGAGGAACGUCUUGCAGAAUCAGCAGCAGCAUGGAGAAGCGGCCUGCGUCGAAUUGGGGCAGUUUGGAUUGGAAGGCGAGCUCGAGAGGUUGAGAUGGGACCGCAACUUGUUGAUGUCUGAAAUCGUGAAACUGAAGCAGCAGCAACAGCACUCAAGGGACCUGAUUGCAGCAAUGGAAGAUAGGUUGCAGAGAACAGAGAAGAAGCAGCAGCAGAUGCUGACUUUCCUCGCCAAAGCGCUCAAUAACCCUUCUUUCAUUCAGAACUUGGCACAAAGAAAGGAAUUGCAGAGUCUUGGCAUUGGAAGGAAGCGGAGACUGACCGCUAGCCCGAGCGUGGAGAAUUUGCAAGCAAACGAUGAUCUAGAAGAGUUGGUGCCGAUUGAAUCCGAUAUAGAGACACUUCUCUAUGGUGCCUUGGAGAACGAAUCAAGGAUCGACAUCGAAGACCCAAUUGAUGGCUCGAUGCCAGGGACCACUAGCGAUGAGUUGGAUAUCGUGAAUGAGACAAUUUGGGAGGAACUAUUGAACGAGGACAUGAUUCCCGGCAAUCCGGAGGAAGAGUUACCACUCGACGAUGAAUCGGAGAAUGAGGUGGACGUGGAGGAUUUGGUCGAGAAUCCUCCGGAUUGGAGAGAGGACUUCAAAGAGCUGGUGGACCAAAUGGGUUAUCUCAGAUCAAAACCAGGAUAGAUGUUACUGUAUUUGGUCUUCUCUGCAACACCAUUCCUUACUAUAUGAAGAUUUGUGGUAGGUCAAAUAAACCCAUGUCCCUUGGAGUGUGUAAUGAAAUAUGUACGUGUGCUAGUCUGGCUUGUUAUCUGAUAGGAGUGUGUUGAGCAGGAGGAAUGGUUGAAGUUGCGAUGGGGCCAAAUCAGAUGUUGCUUGCUUGCUUGCUGGUUUCUCUGUAUCCUUGAUGUUGUGAUUUGUCUAGUAUUCUGAUGUUAAUCUUACUUGCUUUAGGUCUUUGCUGGUUUUGAUUUUCUUGUUCUUUAAUUCAUUUUUUGCAGGUAAAUUCGGUUAAGGACUUGUUGAAGCCUCCAAAUUGCAUGCCCAAUUCAUGGUUCCUCCAGAUCUUUCUUUUCACACAUCAGAUUCUCAUUCAAUUCCAAUCUAAGAUGUACAGAUUUUGUUUGUUCAUGUAAAUUUUGGUUGAUUGAACCAGCUCAUGUUAAAAAUUUGGGUGUUUCUAUUUUAUUUUUUAAAAUAAUUUGAAUUUUUGGCC